Messenger RNA from Asparagus officinalis (garden asparagus), 929 nucleotides. Its product is annotated as pre-mRNA cleavage factor Im 25 kDa subunit 1. Bases 130 to 702 code for a protein of 190 amino acids. The record is from RefSeq and is a predicted model, not a curated record. Gene Ontology annotation, cellular component: mRNA cleavage factor complex. NCBI's taxonomy places the organism in Eukaryota, Viridiplantae, Streptophyta, Magnoliopsida, Asparagales, Asparagaceae. The transcript is spliced from 7 exons. Gene Ontology annotation, molecular function: mRNA binding.
UAUUAUAUAUAUAUAUAUAUAUAUAUAUAUAUAUAUAUAUAUGGUUGAAGCUUCUUCAAUAGACAAAUCUUCAAGCUUCUCCUCUAAAAUGGGAAAGAUGGGCAAAUCAAUGGCGGCGAAAGCAAAAGCAUGGAGAUCUACCCCCUCGAUCGCUACUAUUUCUCAUCCAAAGAGUCCGUGGUCGACAAGGAUGGGACCCAUGAAGACAGGAUUCGGCGCUUGCAGUCCAACUACGGAGCUCAUGGGCUGAGGACCUGCGUCCGAGGGGUUCUCCUGGUCGAAUUGUAUCAACAACCACAUGUUCUACUGUUGCAAGUGAGAAACUCGACCUUCAGUCUUCCAGGAGGCCGUCUGCGACCCGGUGAAUCAGACACUGCAGGAUUGAAGCGCAAGCUCUCAAGAAAGUUAUCUCAUAAUAAUAGUGAUGACGGUGAUUGGGAGGUAGGAGAAUGCAUCGGAAUGUGGUGGCGCUCUGAUUUUGAAACUUUACCUUACCCAUACAUGCCUCGAAAGCCAAAGGAAUGCACGAAGCUUUUCCUUGUUAGCCUGCCGAUGGCUUGGCAGUUUGUUGUGCCAAGAAACAUGAAACUGCUUGCUGUUCCGAUACGCCAGCUCCAUGAUAAUUGCAAGACGUACGGCCCAAUUAUCUCUGGUAUCCCUCAGCUGUUAUCGAAGUUUACUAUCAAAAUCAUGCAAGAUUGAAUCAGAGUUGCAUACACCAAGAAAGAGCAAAAGAUUCAGUAGUCAGAAUUUAGUGUUAGUUUUUGUAGUAGUUUAGUGUGUAUAUAUUAUGGGAUGAAGUGGAUAUGUUUGUACAAAUUGGCGCUAUGCUUCGAGUUUUUACGGUUCUUGUAUGUGUAACUGUGUGUGCAUGUCAAUGGAAAUGUAUUGCCAAAAGCUUAAUCAAAAUCUAUGAAGGUAUUUGUAUU